Molecule: messenger RNA, 1291 nt
Organism: Cydia pomonella (codling moth)
Lineage: Eukaryota; Metazoa; Arthropoda; Insecta; Lepidoptera; Tortricidae
Exons: 3
Coding region: 465-1286 (273 amino acids)
Biological process (GO): regulation of transcription by RNA polymerase II
Cellular component (GO): nucleus; transcription regulator complex
Source: RefSeq, a predicted model, not a curated record
GGAAUAAUAGUUAUUUGUUUUAAAAGGGGGCAAAGUUGUUGUUUAGCCGCUCGUGCUAAUAUAGAUACCCGAGCUAACGAAAGAUUCCAAAAUUUAACCACGAGGUCCCACGAGGAGAAAGAUUCCAAAAUUGACGUAGCACUUGGCAUGAAAACUUAGCGUGGUCCGACUCUAAUGUAUAAUUUUUAUUUUUACACUUUUAUUUUUAAACACAGCGGUAUGGCGGGAAACAUUUGAACUUGUGACGUCAUUGAAAUCGUUCAAGUCUAGUUGAGCUACCUAGAAAUGAAAAUAUGUAUAGUCAAUGAAAGUAUUUGUGUAAGGAAUAAAUUUGAAUUGAAUUAAUUUACUUAAUAACCAUUUUAAUAUAUUUAAAAUAAUACAAAUAUGAAUAACCACACUUACAUUAAAGGACGUAGUAGCAGUUUUAAAAUAGGCUCGACCACUUAUUUUUUUUAUCUGUUAUGUCAAUGCUGUCAAUUCAAUUGUCAAUGUCAAAUCAACAGACAAUCAUUUGGACGAUAUGCAGUUUGUUUACUUCCGUUUUUAUUCAAUUACAAAUACAAAUGAUAUCUGAUUUUGCCAAAGAGAAGGUCUUCUGGACCCGAAAGAUGAACCUCAAAUUAGUAAAAUACAUACAGAGUAAACCGAACAUCUGGAACCCGAAGCAUCCCAAAUAUACUUCCGUGGAGUACAGGGACAAAACUUAUGCAGAAUUUGCAGAGAAAUACGGCAAUGAAUUCACAGGACAGGCUGUGAAAGACCGCUGGACGAAUAUUCGGUCUACUUUUGCUAAUUAUGUGCGCAAAAUUACCGCCAGUCGGAUGAAAGGUGAUGGAGAGGAGUAUAAAGUCAACUGGCCUCUAUGGGAGCCCUGUCAGUUCUUAAUGAAAGUCAACAGGAGAGCUAAGGCUGAUACAUCUACUAGUAUUGCCGAAGAAUUUGAGGAUGUUGUUGAUGAGAAAAAAGAUAACAGUGUAGUUUCCACAAAAGAAGAUGGAUGGAGUAGUGAUGACAAUAAUGCUGCCUCAGAUAGUUCCACUACAAACACUAACUGCACAGCUAUAGCAAAUAAGUUAGUUACUGUAUUCAAAGGAGUCCAAAAUGACGCCUUCGGUCUAGACAAUUCUAGAAAUGGAAAAAUAGGCAGAGCAGUAAAUAGAAAACUUUCUCAAAUGAAUUCUUAUGACGCUGCUACGAUGUCUAAUAAAAUUAUGGAAAUAUUAUUGCUCUAUGAUGCGAAUAACCCAUUGAAUCCAAAUACAUUAAAGUCUGAUUAUUUGUAAUGAAA